This is a messenger RNA of Hyposmocoma kahamanoa, 649 nucleotides long. RefSeq names its product alpha-crystallin B chain-like. Lineage: Eukaryota; Metazoa; Arthropoda; Insecta; Lepidoptera; Cosmopterigidae. The record is from RefSeq and is a predicted model, not a curated record. Bases 53 to 532 code for a protein of 159 amino acids. Gene Ontology annotation, biological process: response to heat; protein refolding. The transcript has a single exon. Gene Ontology annotation, molecular function: protein folding chaperone.
AGCGUUUUUAUUGCGAUUUCGAGUGGGAAAAAAAGGUGAUAAAUCUGCAAAAAUGUCUUUAAUGCCGUAUUGGUUCCGUCACUUGAGGAAUUUGGCGUACAGAGAUCCUUUCGCUAUACUAGAAAGAGACCCCUUCUUCCGCGAUCCUGCGAAGUUUGUACGAAACGCUCUGGAGCCAUGGGAUCGCGAUCAUCAUGGAAUUGAAGGAGUGUACUCGAAUUCCGAGGUGAAAGCCGACGGAAAGAAGGUAGAGGUGCAUUUAGAUGUUCGGAAUUUCUCGCCAGAGCAGAUUCAAGUGAAAACUGUUGGUAACGAGAUUAUGGUUGAAGCAAAGAAAGAGAUUAAGAAGGAGGAUGGUUGGACGAGAAGUCAUUUCGAGCGAAGGUUUUUGUUGCCUGAAGGGUUCCCGCCAGAACGUGUCGAGUGCCAUCUUGAUAAAGGGAAAUUAAAACUGAUCGCAUUCAGGUCCGAGCCGGUGGAAGAAAGAUCUAUUCCCAUUCAGGACAAAUCUUCAAACAGCGAGAAAUCGUAAACUUAUAUAGGGUAAAAAAUAAGUGAUUGUUUUUAGUUGCAAAACAGACUGAUAGAUUAGGCUUUUUCGCAUUUGCAGUUAUGUUAUGUACUUUAUUAAAUAAAAAAAAUUAUAACG